CCCAGCCCACUGGCGGUGCCACGGCACCCUCCUUCUGCAGCCAGGCUGUGGGGGGGGCUGUGGCGGGGGGCAGCCCCCCCCCCGCCUUGCCAUCGCUCCGUUGCCUUGCCAACGCGGUGCUGGCCUUGUCCCUCGCUCAGCCGCUGUCACCACUGGGCCUGGCAGCACCCGGCACCUGCAGUGCUCUCUGUCGCAGCCCGGCCCCCAGAGGCAGUGGCAGCAGGGACGGGGACAGAGGUGGCCCUGGGGCUGCGACUUGGUGGCCCCCACGGACGGGCAGCAGGAGUGGUGGCCGUGCUGGUGGAAGCGGCUCAGAUCCCCGUGGGAUAACCCAAGACAAAGAGGGUGCAGGCCGGCAUGGACGGGGCUCCGCCAUCCGCCAGCCCCGCCGGGCUCUCGGCAUACGUGGCCGUGUCGCAGCUGCUGGGCCUGACGCUGCUGGCGGCCACGGGAGCGUGGCUGGGCCGCUACCGGGGUGGCGUGGCCUGGCAGGGCCAGCUGCAGUUCAACGUCCACCCACUCUGCAUGGUGCUUGGCAUGGUUUUCCUCCAAGGUGACGCUCUUCUGGUCUACCGGGUGUUCAGGAACGAAGCCAAGCGCUCCACCAAGACCCUGCACGCUCUGCUCCACGGCCUGGCGCUGGUGAUCGCCCUCGUGGGCAUCGUCGCGGUCUUCGAGUCCCACCGUGCCAAGGGCAUCGCCGACAUGUACAGCCUGCACAGCUGGUGCGGGAUGGCUGCCUUCGUGCUCUACCUUGUGCAGUGGCUCCUGGGGUGCGGUUUCUUCCUGGCCCCCGGCGCGUCCUUCUCGCUGCGCAGCCGCUACAAGCCCCAGCACAUCUUCUUCGGCAUCGCCCUCUUUGCCCUCUCCAUCGCCACCUGCUUGCUGGGCAUCACCGAGAUGCUGCUCUUCAACAUCAGGGACUCCUACAGCCAAUUCGUGCCCGAGGGUGUCCUGGCCAACACCGUGGGGCUGCUGCUGGUGGCCUUCGGGCUGGUGGUGGGCUACGUGCUGACGCGGGACGAAUGGAAGCGCCCGCCGCUGGCCGAGGAGCUGGCCCUCUCCAUGGACUUCAAGACCCUCACGGAGGGCGAGAGCCCCGGUGGCAGCCAGUGACAGCCCCAGCUCCCCUGUCCCCAGCAGGGGUGGGUGUCGGAUGUCCCUGCGCCCCGCCACCCAUCUUCGUGCCCGGUGCCGGUGGGCAGAGCCUUUGCUCGGGGCUCCGUGCAGCUCCCAGGACCCCCCCCCCCAUGCACCCCGAGCAUCCCCUGACCUGCGUGGGGACGGAGUUGCCGCUGCACACAGGGUCCCCAGGCUCUGCCCUGGUGACCUCAGGCUGACAGCCUGCAUUUCCCUGCCGUGAAGCUCCAAAGCCCAAAGCCCAUCCCCAUUUCUUUACGCCAAAUGGAUCUGACGGUGCCGAUCACGAAGAUUUUUUUACUUGUUUUCAGCCUGCACCCCUCCAGUGUGGCCACGUGCCGGGGCUGAGGCCACCAAAGGUUCCCAGAGCAACGUCAGUGCAACUUUAAUGGGUUUGUGUUCCCUUCUUGUGCAAUGUGUUGUCUGCAGAGUGGAUGCUCCUGACCUAAUAAAUAUUUGCAGCUAACCCUGCCCGGCUCCCAUCUGU
Molecule: messenger RNA, 1627 nt
Organism: Cygnus olor (mute swan)
Lineage: Eukaryota; Metazoa; Chordata; Aves; Anseriformes; Anatidae
Product: cytochrome b561
Exons: 7
Coding region: 358-1116 (252 amino acids)
Cellular component (GO): lysosomal membrane
Molecular function (GO): oxidoreductase activity
Source: RefSeq, a predicted model, not a curated record